CUUGUAAAUCCAAUAACCAGUUCGGACGCCACUAGCGUUAACUGCCGGGAGCGAGGCACCGUAUCGUCGUCUUCCCUCUCUUCUUCUUCGUCGUCGAUUGUUCGUCCCAAUUGUGGAUCGGGUUCUCCGCGUGGUUCCUGGCCGGUUUUCAGAGAUGGAGGAGAGGUUGAGGGUUUGAGAGAGAGGAGGCGAGAUGAGCUAUAUGACCGCCACAGAGGUGGAGGAGGAGGAGGAGGAGAGGGCGUCGGCGACGGCAUCGGGAGAAAUCCACUUGCCGGCGGAGGUGGACUGGGAGAUGCUCGACAAGUGGCGGUUCUUCGUCCUUGGGGCUGGACUUUUCUCCGGCGUGUCUGCGGCUCUGUACCCGGCGGUGGUGGUCAAGACGCGGAUCCAGGUGGCGCAACCACCGCCGCCGUGCCUCCGCGCAGUGGCCUCCAUUCUCCGCCACGAGGGUCCCCGUGGGUUCUACCGUGGCUUUGCCACCUCCCUCGCGGGUACCGUGCCCGCGCGGGCGCUUUACAUGGGCGCGCUCGAGGCCACAAAGAGCGCUGUUGGCACCGUCACCCUCCGCUUCGGGGUCCCGGAGCCUGCUGCUACAGCUGCCGCUUCCGCUGCUGCCGGGCUCAGCGCGGCCAUCGCGGCCCAGUUUGUAUGGACGCCGAUCGAUGUGAUCAGCCAACGCCUCAUGGUGCAGAGCUCCGCUGCCGCUGCCAAGUACCGCGGCGGCGUAGACGCCUUCAGGAAGAUCCUUUACUCCGAUGGCCUCCGAGGACUCUACCGAGGGUUCGGGAUGUCGAUCCUCACCUACGCGCCAUCAAAUGCCGUUUGGUGGGCCUCCUACUACCUUUCUCAAAAACUAAUCUGGAGCGGCAUCGGCUGCCGCAUGACCGAAGGCGGCUGUGAGUUGAGGCCGGGAUACGGCACGGUGAUGGCGGUCCAAGGGUUGAGCGCUGCGGUGGCAGGUGGAGCGUCGGCGGUGGUGACGAUGCCGCUCGACACCAUCAAGACAAGGAUGCAGGUGUUGGACGGCGAAGGUGAGAGAAUGACGAUUGGGCGAACUGUGAGGAGCCUUCUCAGAGAAGGAGGUUGGGGAGCUUGCUACCGAGGCCUGGGUCCGAGGUGGGCUUCCAUGUCAUUAUCUGCCACCACCAUGAUCACCACCUAUGAGUUCCUGAAGAGGCUUUCAGCCAAAGAGCCCCGUUAAGGUACUUCGAACUGAGAAAAAAAAAAAAAAACCUUUCCUGUCACCUUCCUUCUUCUUAGCUUCUUUUCCAUGUCUAUACUUAGUAGCAUAAUAUUUCACAGUUGUUUUAGGUAGGAGGGACAAGGGAGUGAGUUGAAUCAUGUUAUUACUAAUGAAAUACUUCGAUCAGAUCAAAUCCAACUGUGGAUUGAGUUUUGCAUCCAAUAUAACAAGUUGUCUUUCUUCCUUUGAUCAACCAUAGAUUUUUUUUCCUUGUGUGCA
Molecule: messenger RNA, 1465 nt
Organism: Zingiber officinale
Lineage: Eukaryota; Viridiplantae; Streptophyta; Magnoliopsida; Zingiberales; Zingiberaceae
Product: solute carrier family 25 member 44-like
Exons: 2
Coding region: 194-1204 (336 amino acids)
Biological process (GO): transmembrane transport
Source: RefSeq, a predicted model, not a curated record